UCAAUGUCUGCUGAUCCAGUUAAACCGAUUCUCGCCACAAAGCAUUAUUCGGCACUUGAACGACGGUUGUAUAAAAUAAUGUUGGCCAUCGAUGAAUGUGUAAAACAACAAAAAAAUGGAAUCAAAGAUGUUGUAAUGGCGGAAUACCAUAGUGAUGAGAUUCUCGAGAAUGCAAUGGAUUUCUUGGCUAAUGACGGCGAAAAUGAAGAAACGAAGGGAGAGAAGAAUACAGACUUUAAUAAUUUAGAGACAAAUUUAAAAUUGCAGCGAUAA
Messenger RNA from Dracunculus medinensis (Guinea worm), 273 nucleotides. Lineage: Eukaryota; Metazoa; Nematoda; Chromadorea; Rhabditida; Dracunculidae. The record is from the annotation of a GenBank genome assembly.